This is a messenger RNA of Magallana angulata, 497 nucleotides long. RefSeq lists its product as uncharacterized. The transcript has 3 exons. The coding region runs from base 104 to 469 and encodes 121 amino acids. Lineage: Eukaryota; Metazoa; Mollusca; Bivalvia; Ostreida; Ostreidae. The record is from RefSeq and is a predicted model, not a curated record.
GUUUUGAAGGACUUAAUCAGCAGCUAGGAUUGUUAUAUAAGAGUGUUUGUGUUAUAGACACCCUCAUGCACAUUUCCUCUGCUAUUCAACACUGCUCAACGAAAUGGGUCUUCUAGUUGUCUUCGUUUUCAUUUUUGCAAUUGGCACUACGGUUCUAGCAGGUGGGGAGGACCAUACAAUUGCGCAAGCAGCUUGCACUGGAAUGGGCUCAGAAAAAAGAUACACCGCUGCAAUUCCUCGAGAACGAGGGGGAAAGUCAUGUCAGGAUAUUUGUAGUUCAGUGACCGACAUGGACGAGGAUAAUGACUAUCCCGGAACUAAGCCAUAUUGUAUCGAGGGGAUUCUGAUCUAUCAGAAAAAAGGACCAAAGGACACAUUGAACACUAAAUGGAUGAACACAUGGAAAUAUGGCACCAAGGGUUGUGUUCAAACAAAAUGGGGACCAAACUUCUGCUGUUGCUCAUUGUAACUGAUUGAACAAUAAAAAAGAAUGAUAU